CACACACCUCUUCACACAGGUAGAACAGGUGUGUCCUGCAUUCACAAGAUCUGCACUCAGAUAGUUCAGUUGUGUUUCUAGCUUGCACUGCACACAAAAAACAGAAAUGGCCUCUGCAAACAUUUCAGAGGAGUUUCUGUGCUCCAUCUGUUUGGAUGUUUUCACGGAGCCUGUUACCACUCCCUGUGGACACAACUACUGCCGGGCCUGCAUCAGCAGCUACUGGAGCUCCAGGGACAUCAUCCAGUGUCCGCUGUGCCAAGAAACCUUCUGGACAGCCCCCAAACUGAGAGUCAACACCGCGUUCAGAGACAUGUUGGAGAUUUUCAAGAAGACCAAACAAGCAGCAGGUGAGGAUGGAGGAUCCCCGGCCGGGCCUGGAGACGUUCCCUGUGACCUCUGCGAGGGGAAUAGGAAGCGUAAGGCUGUGAAAUCCUGCCUGGUUUGUUCUGCCUCUUACUGCGACGCUCACCUGAAGCCCCAUUGCACCGUGCAGAAGUUAAAGUGGCACCAGCUGAUCAACCCCGUGGAUUCCCUCGAGGAAAGGGUGUGCAGGAAACACAACAAAGUGAUGGAUUCUUUCUGUAAGAGAGACCAGUGCUGCGUUUGUUCCGUGUGCCUGAAGGAAGACCAUGUGGGGCAUGACGUUGUCUCUUUGGAGGAAGAGUUUAAGGCGAGGAAAACUUUUCUGCAGCGCGCAAAAACAUCUAUGGCCGAUGCUAUAUCAGAUAAAUGCAACACGGUUAUAAGGGUGGAAAACUUGAUGACGCAAAGUAGGCAGAAGCUGGAGGAAACUAAGGUGGAAGCGAACCAGGCCUUCGAUGGUUUGGUUGCCGCGAUUCUCAGUAAAAAAAAUAAGCUGAUGGAGGAUUUGGAGGAGAAGCAGGAAGCUGAAGAGCAAAAGGAUAAAGCACUAAAGAGACAACUAUGGCUGGAGAUCGCAGAACUCCGUCAGACGAGUGUGAAGAUGGAAGAGGUUUUAAAGACAGAGGACGAAUUUCAACUCCUGCAGAACCUACCAUCCAUCCCCUCUGCAACAAACACAAGGCAUUGCUUUACAGAACGCAAAAGUCUCCUGCAAGUAGAGAAAGUCUGGAGAGCGGUGGCUGAAAUUGAGGAGAUGCUCAACGAACACAUGGACAAGAUUAAGGAAGAGGAGGCCUUUGAAGAACAGCAAACAGGAACCCCGUUUGACGAUGAACUUGAUAAGAUCCAGGAGCAACAUGCAGUAAAAGUGACUUUGGAUCCCAUCACAGCUCACCCUUCCCUUAUUGUCUCUGAGGACGCGACACAAGUUUGGGAUGGAGUCUUCAAGAGGAACAUCAGUGACAACCCUAAAAGGUUCGACUCGCUCCAUUUCGUCCUUGGGAAUGAGGGGUUUUCCUCCGGGAAAAUCUACUACGAAGUAUCCCUUGAAGGACUGACUGGAUGGGAAGUGGGAGUGGUGAGAGAGUCCAUCAACAGGAAAGGUGUCAACUUGUCGCUUACUCCAGAAAACGGAUGCUGGACGUUGGGGUUGUAUUGGGGACGAUGCCAGGCUAACUCCAAUCCUCCGGUCCACUUGCCUUCGAUUGAAAAGCUCCAGAAGGUCGGGGUGUUUGUGGAUUUUGAAGAACGGUUCGUCUCUUUCUACAACGUGGACACGAGGGCUCAGAUCUACUCGUUUACAGGGUGCUUCUUUGUAAGUGCAUCAUUUCUGAAGAAAAUACUAGUGUUUGGGGUGAGGCCCAAGAUCUACCCUUUGUUCCGACCCAGCGCUGAGGAAGGGAGCGCUCCUUUAUGGAUCACUAAUGCAUAGGCGGAUUUUGCAGGGGGGCAGGGGGGGCAUUUCCCCCCCUAGUGGCUGAAAUAUGUUACAGCAUUACUACGUCGAAAACUGUUCCAAUACAAAUAUCUUCGUAUAUCAAUAAAGGUAGGACACUCGUUAAUAAUAUUGUAGCGUGUUCAAGUAACCAAGGAAUAUAGUAGUUAUCAAUUAAGUAUAAGAUGUGCACAGUUAUGAUACGUUUUACAGUUAUGUAAUGCACUGUUGUUGGGGGGAGAGACCGCCCCUUCCAUAUGAGUGUGUGUGUAGGACGGGCAUGGAAAAGUCAUACUCAGUGCGGUGAGCGCUGGCUUUAUUGCUACUGUAUCCGUAGCACCCCACGUAAUAGUUGGGACUGUGUACUGACGUCAGUAAAAAAGGUUUGCCACCCCAAGCGCAAAUGUCAAACUCCGCCUAUGCACUGAUGUCAGAUACACAAAAAGAACGUAGAACGUCCUACUCGGACAAGAUCCUUGGGUUUGUUAUAAUGGAGGAGGAUUUUAGGAUGAGAUUAACCUUUUUUUUUUUACAUUUGGACGUUGCAGCAACACAGGGAGAGCGGUAGUACAGAAGAAUAAAUACGCUUCUUUCUGUCCUUGGAAAUAAGCGAUGUUGCUCUAGUUAAAUCAAAUUUGAAGUAUCCCUUAAAGGGGACCUAUCAUGCAAAAUGCACUUUUGUACGUCUUUUACACAUGAAUAUGUGUCCCCGGUGUU
This is a messenger RNA of Trematomus bernacchii (emerald rockcod), 2518 nucleotides long. Its product is annotated as probable E3 ubiquitin-protein ligase TRIML1. The record is from RefSeq and is a predicted model, not a curated record. Lineage: Eukaryota; Metazoa; Chordata; Actinopteri; Perciformes; Nototheniidae. Gene Ontology annotation, molecular function: protein binding; zinc ion binding. Bases 107 to 1798 code for a protein of 563 amino acids. The transcript has 3 exons.